Messenger RNA from Rhizopus microsporus ATCC 52813, 648 nucleotides. RefSeq lists its product as uncharacterized. Lineage: Eukaryota; Fungi; Mucoromycota; Mucoromycetes; Mucorales; Rhizopodaceae. The transcript has 4 exons. The coding region runs from base 1 to 648 and encodes 215 amino acids. Gene Ontology annotation, molecular function: RNA binding. Gene Ontology annotation, biological process: mRNA splicing, via spliceosome. Gene Ontology annotation, cellular component: U4 snRNP; U1 snRNP; U4/U6 x U5 tri-snRNP complex. The record is from RefSeq and is a predicted model, not a curated record.
AUGGCAAACUUGGUGAAUUACCGACUUCGAGUCACUAUGUCGGAUUCACGUGUACUCACAGGUCAAAUGCUCGCCUUCGACAAACAUAUGAAUCUUGUCUUAGCAGAUUGUGAAGAAUUCAGAAAAAUAAAGUCCAAGGCCAAAAACAGCAACAAUCCAACAGAACAGGAAAUGAAGAGAACUUUGGGUUUAGUGAUUUUAAGAGGUGAAACUAUCAUUAGCAUCAGUGUUGACGGUCCUCCUCCACCAUCCGUUGAAGAUGUCAGAGCAAGAAGUACUAGUCUUUUGGCUGGUACAGGGAUAGGAAGACCUAUGGGUCGUGGUAUGCCUGCUGCUCCUCCACCAAUGGCUGGCCCAGUACCUGGUCUUGCUGGUCCUGUUCGCGGCGUUGGCGGUCCUGCUCCUGGUAUGAUGCAACCUAGACCCGGCUAUCAAGCCUCUCCAGUACCAUAUGCUCGUCCACCUGUUCCUCCUGGACCUCCUGGUCAAGGAAUGCCUCCACCUCCACCCGGCUUCCGUCCUCCCCCACCUGGAUUUAGACCACCUAUGCCUGGCGCCCCACCACCAAUGGGCUUCCGUCCUCCCCCACCAGGUGCUCCUCCUGGACCUCCUCCUCCAGGAUUCCGUCCUCCCGCUCCUCCUAAAUAA